AGAAAGGCAGUACCUUAUUUGGUAGGAAAUAGGCGUGGAGGACUGAAGCGAGUCCCGUUAAGGAAGAGAACAUCUGGGCAGCGUCACAGGAGAGGGGCUCGAAUCUCAUUUGUGAUCAAAACUGGGGAAAAAGUGGAACGAGUCUGUACAAGAAUCACCAGAAGGACACACAUCGCACUCCUUUGACGUCCAAAAGCUUCUCCAAUCAUGCCUCUAGUGGUCUUGAAGACUUCCCGUCUCAUGUGGGUGCGUUUAGCCGCUCUAGUGUUCACUUGUGUGGCAUUUAGCGUGGCGGCCCACGCCGGGGCGGUCAACGACGGCAUGUACGACUGGAGCAUCUUCUGCUGGGCUUUCAGCUUCGCCGGGACCCUGCUGGUUUUGGUGGUGGAGCUCAUGGGUCUCCAGUCUCGCGCCCCCGUGUCCUGGAAAAACUUCCCUAUUACUUUUGCCUGCUACGCUUCACUUCUUUGCCUGUCGGCGUCCAUCAUCUUCCCGCUCUACUUCCUGAAGGGCCAAACGGUGGGCAGUGAGGCGCGAGACCUCCGAAUCGUCUCCACGGUCUUCUCCUGCCUGGCCACCGUGGCGUAUUUCGUCGAAGUGAGUCUGACGCGAGCGCAACCAGGCGAAGUCGCCGGGUACAUGGCCACGGUUCCAGGCCUGCUUAAGGUUUGCGAGACUUUCGUGGCCUGCGUCAUAUUCGUGUUCAUCAGCAACCCCGUCUCUUAUGACGAUCAACCGGCUCUGAAGUGGUGCAUGGCCGUCUACUGCAUCUGCUUCGUGAUUUCGGCGGCCAUCGUGGUCAUGUGCGUCGGCGAAUGCACCGGGUUCCUUCCGUUCCCGUUCGCACGCUUCCUUUCCGCCUACGCUCUGCUGGCGGUCAUCAUGUACCUCACCGCCACCAUCAUAUGGCCAAUCUUCAAGUUCGACAGCCGUCAUUCGGGGAGGUCAAGCCGACCGGACUACUGCCGAAGCUCUUCUGGUUUGUGUCCGUGGGAUAAACUGGUGGCUGUGGCUGUUCUCACCGCUCUCAACUUCCUGAUCUACCUGGGGGAUCUGGUGUAUUCUGCCCGACUGGUGUUUGUCACGGUGUGAGAGAGCAAACGGUUGUCUUUUCCCUGACACUGAGGAGAUCUUUGAAAGAUAAAGAUUUUUUUGCAGGCUGUGCUUCAAUGAGUUUUAGCUUUUAUUCCAAGUAUCUGGAGGAGGAGGAAAAUGUUUAGUGAAUAAUGGUGCGUUCAGAAAGAUUGUAUUUAUGAGUUUAACACACAUGAACGCAUCCACAAAGUAGUAAUUAUGAAUGGGAAACAGUGUUAUUUUAGUCUUGUUGAUAUAUAAACAUUACAUUAGAAAUAUUGCCUUGGCAGCUAGCUAAGUUUAGUCUAAGAUUUGGUUAACAAUAUUUUUUUAGCAGGAUUUUUUUAAGCCCCGAGUUUCCGAAGUGGCGGACACAACAGAUGCAGUGUCUGUUUUCAUGAAAAAGUUGUUGAAAUAAAUUCAUUUAUUUUUAUUUGUACACUAAAACUAGUCAAGUUGCAUGAACAAAAUACAAUAGUAUUGUUCAUUAAAGAUAUAAAAUGCAACAAUUUAGUUUACAAUUGGGAAUUAAAAAGGCAAAAACACAAUUAAUGCACAUUCGUUAUACAUCAUUUUGUAGAAGUAGAGUUGCUUUUCAUAGAUAAGGUACAGUGAUUUGAAUGCACCUGACAUCAUAAUUACAAUUCCCAGCUCAUAAAUAUGAACUCCCCAGGAGGACUUGAACGUACCAUUAAUUGUAUUUUUAAUGUGGUCAGUGCAUUUUCUGAUUGUGCCAUUGCUGCCUUAUGAUGGCGUAUCGCAUCCACGUCGCUGUGUUGAACUACUGUACAUUUAUGUGCUGUUCUAUGUGCCUUGAAAUAUAUGUUUGUCACAUGUAAGCAUUAUGGAAGGUGGACGGGGCCAAAAGUAUUUAAACGGACCGCAUGGAAUUUUUCUGUGGAAUUUGAAUGUGCACUGUUUGUCCACAUUUAGAUGUUAAUUUUGAAUUUGUUUCUUUUGCAUGUGUAGAUACGCAUUCUGGUCGUGUUAUAAUGUCUGAUGUUCGCAUACGUGCAUACCAGUGUACAAUUACAUCAUCCUUCAUGAAAAAAACAUAAUGUCUGAUGUUUGUAUAUCAUCUUGUGAUAUAUGCAAAUAUAGUCUCAAAUACAGCAAUUUCAUCGGCUGUUGUGCAUGUUGUAGCGUUAAUGCGAAUGACACAAUCAGAUUUCACGUGCUCCUUUUAAAGACUUUUGACCCCUUCUGCCUUCCAUAAAGUGUUAUCAUUGUCACAUUUCAUCAGAGUAGCAUUUCAGCCAGGUCUGUGUUCAUGUGUUAUACUGAAAGUGAACAAUUCCAGAGCAAUUCCUUUUUUAUAUUAUUUUCUAUAAUAUUGUCAAAUGUAUCAAGAACAAAUAAAGUUUCACUGUGAUCUGAA
Messenger RNA from Cyprinus carpio (common carp), 2452 nucleotides. Its product is annotated as myeloid-associated differentiation marker homolog. The record is from RefSeq and is a predicted model, not a curated record. Gene Ontology annotation, cellular component: membrane. NCBI's taxonomy places the organism in Eukaryota, Metazoa, Chordata, Actinopteri, Cypriniformes, Cyprinidae.